This is a messenger RNA of Caenorhabditis bovis, 732 nucleotides long. The record is from the annotation of a GenBank genome assembly. Lineage: Eukaryota; Metazoa; Nematoda; Chromadorea; Rhabditida; Rhabditidae.
AUGUCCCGAGCAAGGCGAAGCUAUUUUGAAGACUUCCGACCCAACAGCCCCGCGUGUGAAGUUGUUUGUGAAGCACAGUGGAAAAGUGAAUUUCAUUUAAACUUCCAACGACUAUAUGAUACUCAAUAUUUUGAAGUACCGUUGGAUCCGACGAUAACGAAAAGCAAGGCAAAUUUAAAACUAUUCUGCCAAUCAACACGCCAAAAGACAUCGUGGUCUCCAGAAAAGCAUGUAUGCCUGGGACAACUUGAAAACUUUGAGCGGAACAUUAACUGCUUGAGCCUGACGGAUCGUUACGUGCAAAGGGAUUGUAAUAAUGUGUGCAAUAACCUUCGGAUUGAAAUAUCGCCAAACGAGGAGGAAGUUAUAAACGAGCUGAAGCUCACAAGACCCGAAAGGAACACGUUGGUUGAACAAAAUGAGCAUUGCCAUUUCAUUUCAUGCCACCAAAUGUGCCAUGAAUACAUUAUUAAUAAAGUGUGCAUUGACAGUGCGGCAGCUGCACGUUCUUUAGUAAAGAACUACUAUGACGCUUAUUUGGAGCGCGAGCAUGCCUCGCUUAAAAAGAAUGACCACGAUGAGCUGUUCUCAAGUUUCUGUCGGCGAGUAACGCCAAAUCAAAAUGAGAAUGCUUAUGCUGGUAAUAUGACGCAAUUCAAUAAUGACAUUCUCGAUCGUAUGAAGGGUCAAAUUCGAGAAAUUUUUUCAAAACUUGAUAAGAAAACCAACUAA